AUGAGGGAGGAUGCCACUGUCACUGCUGUGAGGGGUGAUGUUGGUGCCAGGAGGAGGGGUGAUGUCAUUGUUGUGAGGCGUGAUGUUGGUGCCAUGAGGGGUGAUGUCACUGUUGUGAGGGUUGAUGUUGGUGCCAUAAGGGGUGAUGUCACUGUUUCGAGCCGUGAUGUUGGUGCCAUGAGGUGUGAUGUCACUCCUGUGAGGGAUGAUGUUGGUGCCAUAAGGGGUGAUGUCACUGUUGUGAGGGGUGAUGGUGGUGCCAUGAGGUGUGAUGUCACUGUUGUUAGGGGUGAUGGUGGUGCCAUGAGGUGUGAUGUCCCUGUUGUGAGGGGUGAUGUUGGUGCCAGGAGGGGUGAUGUCAUUGUUGUGAGGCGUGAUGUUGGUGCCAUGAGGGGUGAUGUCACUGUUGUGAGGGUUGAUGUUGGUGCCAUAAGGGGUGAUGUCACUGUUUCGAGCCGUGAUGUUGGUGCCAUGAGGUGUGAUGUCACUCCUGUGAGGGAUGAUGUUGGUGCCAUAAGGGGUGAUGUCACUGUUGUGAGGAGGGGUGAUGUCAUUGUUGUGAGGCGUGAUGUUGGUGCCAUGAGGGGUGAUGUCACUGUUGUGAGGGUUGAUGUUGGUGCCAUAAGGGGUGAUGUCACUGUUUCGAGCCGUGAUGUUGGUGCCAUGAGGUGUGAUGUCACUCCUGUGAGGGAUGAUGUUGGUGCCAUAAGGGGUGAUGUCACUGUUGUGAGGUGUGGUAUCACUGUUGUGAUGGGUGAUGUUGGUACCAUUAGGGGUGAUGCCACUGUUGGUGCCGUGAGGUGUGAUGUCACUGCUGUGAGGGGUGAUGUUGGUGCCAUAAGGGGUGAUGUCACUGUUGUGAGGGGUGAUGUUGGUGCCAUGAGGUGCGAUGUCACUGCUGUGAGGGGUGAUGUUGGUGCCAUGAGGUGUGAUGUCACUGCUGUGAGGGAUGAUAUUGGUGUCAUGAGGUGCGAUGUCACUGCUGUGAGGGGUGAUGUUGGUGCCAUGAGGUGUGAUGUCACUGCUGUGAGGGAUGAUAUUGGUGUCAUGAGGUGCGAUGUCACUGCUGUGAGGGGUGAUGUUGGUGCCAUGAGGUGUGAUGUCACUGCUGUGAGGGAUGAUGUUGGUGUCAUGAGGUGUAAUGUCACUGCUGUGAGGGGUGAUGUUGGUGCCAUGAGGGGUGAUGUCACUGUUGUGAGGGGUGGUAUCACUGUUGUUAGGGGUGAUGUUGGUGCCAUUAGAGGUGAUACCACUGUUAUGAGGAGUGAUGUCACUGUUGUGAGGGGUGAUGUUGGUGCCAUUAGGGGUGAUGCCACUGUUGUAAGGCACGAUGUUGGUGCCAUGAGGUGUGAUCUUACUGUUGUGAGGGAUGAUGUUGGUGCCAUUAGAGGUGAUGCCACUGUUGAUGUUGGUGCCAUUAGAGGUGAUGUCACUGCUGUGAGGGAUGAUGUUGGUGCCAUGAGGGGUGAUGUCACUGUUGUGAGGGGUGAUGUUGGUGCCAUUUGGGAUUAUUUCAACACUGGUACGGAUAUUCAAGCUGUGCGGAGGGAUCCCACUGCUUUGAAAGACCUUUUUUUUUAUUACCAAACAGAGUUAUAA
Messenger RNA from Ylistrum balloti, 1599 nucleotides. RefSeq names its product golgin subfamily A member 6-like protein 2. Lineage: Eukaryota; Metazoa; Mollusca; Bivalvia; Pectinida; Pectinidae. The record is from RefSeq and is a predicted model, not a curated record. The transcript has 9 exons. The coding region runs from base 1 to 1599 and encodes 532 amino acids.